Carassius gibelio (silver crucian carp) is the source of this 7461-nucleotide messenger RNA. Its product is annotated as MAM domain-containing glycosylphosphatidylinositol anchor protein 1-like. Gene Ontology annotation, molecular function: protein binding. Gene Ontology annotation, cellular component: plasma membrane. Gene Ontology annotation, biological process: homophilic cell-cell adhesion. The record is from RefSeq and is a predicted model, not a curated record. Bases 707 to 3571 code for a protein of 954 amino acids. NCBI's taxonomy places the organism in Eukaryota, Metazoa, Chordata, Actinopteri, Cypriniformes, Cyprinidae. The transcript has 18 exons.
GAGAUGGAGUAGAAAGCGGGAGGAGGAGAGAGGGGGAAUAAAGAGGAGGGUGGCAGAGACAUUGUGAGUUUUUUUUCUUCCUCUUUCUUAUUUAAUUGGUCCUCCGGGAUCCGGGGCGAGUCCUCCGUUCGCAGCCGCGCCGCUUUAAUUGGCUGGAGAUUCCAGCAGAAUACUAUUGGAAAAAGCCUAGAGUUUAUACAGUUUAGACUCCGGUCCCUUCUGAUAAACCCACUCAUUACCGAGACCAGAGCUGGACAAGCUUUACGCAGAGACUCUCCUGAAUCCAGACGCGCAUCUGAAAUCUGUGCGCGCAUCUCUCUCCACACUCACGCGCAAAGACGCGCAACCUCUCCAUCCGCCUCACUCUUGAGAGAGCCGUCGAUGAGCACACAUCAGACAGAAGAUCAUCACAGGACAAGAGUUUCGUCUAGUCACUUCCAGAGAUCUGGAUUGGAUCGGAUGUGUGGAUGCGUCACGCUUCAAGAGUUGCACAUCAGUUGAAGUUGCCUGGAAGAAUGUGUUGGAAUUUUGUCUUCAUUUUCUGGACGGAGAGACAUCGGUGCGCUCCUGCUGAACACGCAACAAACUAAACACCUGGAACCCUGUUCUGCUGAAAGUCGUGCUUUUCUAAAGGAAUUAUUUCGAAGGGCAGCGAUCUACAGGCUGAAGCCCAACAGAGCAAGGUAAUGAGGGAUCGCACCUGAAGAUGGAGCUUUUCUGGAUUUUAUUAUUUUCUGUAUUCCAUCGCUACGUGCAAACGCAAGGAGUUUACGCUCCUGCGAACGCUCAGAUUGUGCAUUCUGGGCAGACAUGUGUGGUGAAGGAGGACAACAUCAGUGAAAGGAUCUACACCAUCAGAGAGGGGGACACGUUAGUUCUGCAGUGUCUGGUCAAAGGACACCCGCGGCCUCAGGUGCGGUGGACAAAGACAGCAGGCAGCGCUUCCGACAAGUUCCAGGAGACGUCCAUCUUCAAUGAGACUCUACGGAUCCCCAACAUCCAGAGAGUGCAGGGCGGCCGCUACUACUGCAAAGCUGAGAACGGGGUGGGGGUGGCUGCCAUCAAGUCCAUUCGCGUAGAUGUGCAGUAUCUGGAUAAACCUGUGCUCACGGUGCACCAGACGGUGGGUGAUGUACGAGGGAACUACUAUCAGGAGAAAACAGUGUUUUUACGCUGUACGGUAAACUCCAACCCUCCCGCUCGCUUUAUCUGGAAACGAGGAAAUAAACCAAUCGAACAGAGCAAAGACAACGGUGUGGACAUCUACGAGCCUCUGUACACACAGGGUGAGACAAAGGUGCUGAAACUGAAAAACCUCCGUCCACAGGACUUUGCUAAUUACACCUGUCAGGUGUCCGUCCGGAACGUUUGUGAUAUUUCAGACAGCUCUGUCACCUUUCGCCUUACCAACACCACCACUCCCCCUGCUCUAAAGCUGUCUGUGAAUGAGACGUACAUGGUGGACCCAGGCCAAGACGUCAUGCUGUCAUGUGAGGUAACAUCAGGGUUCCCCACACCUACGGUCACCUGGUCGCGGUACCCUGGGUCCCUCCCUCAGCGCUCUGUGAUCCGAGGGGGGUCCCUCAAUCUCAGGUCCGUCACUCCCUCUGAUGCCGGCGUCUACAACUGCACAGCCGUCAACAAUGUGGGAAACCCUGCGAGGAGAACUGUCAACCUCGUUGUGAGAACCAUGAAGAACUUAACAUUCCAGAUCACGCCAGACUCCAACAAAGAUGGUGAGAGCAUACAGAUGGGUCGAGACCUUAAACUUUCCUGCCACGUUGACGCCCAGCCCCAGGACAAGGUGAACUACACCUGGUACAAGAACGGAGCGCUCAUCUACCCCACCGACAGCCUCAUCGUGCUGCGCAGUGACCCGGACAUGCCACCAGGCACCAGCAGCCUGGAGAUCGUGGACAUGAAGUUCAGAGAUCAGGCCACCUACAGCUGUGUAGCCAACUUCCCCGGGAGCAGCGUUCCUGAACUGCGAGUGGACGUGAACAUCACACAGAGCAGCGUCAUUCCUCCAGUUCUGAGUGUGCCAGUCGGAGGGGGUGUGGUCAAUGUCAGCGAGGGCGGUACCGCAGAGCUUGUGUGUUUGGUCGAUGGUAAGCCCCGCCCACCUGUUCUGUGGUCUCGGGCAAACAAGGACCUGCCAAUGCCAUCGGGGGAUUGGGUGGUGGAAACACGUGAUGGCCGUUUGCGUCUGACCAAUGUGACGCGGGACAUGAUGGGAGCAUACCGUUGCCAAACAGCUCCUUACAAUGGCCUAAACAUCAAACGGCGACAGGGUCAGGUGCAGCUCAAUGUUGAAUACCCUCCUGUUGUGGAUCCAGUCCUGCUGGAUGUCCGUUCUCAAACGCUUUCGACAGUCAAUCUCCGAUGCCUGGUUCUCAAGUCAAAUCCAAACCGGAUAGCCAGCACCCGCUGGUACCGUAAUGGGAUCCCCAUCCGAACACCACCGGUGGACCCUCAAAGUGUCCCUCAGCUCCGGUUCAAACUAGACACCACAAAUAAUGGCACUUAUGAGUGCAGAGUGAGCAAUGGAGUCGGUACCUCAACCUGCACCUUCACUGUGUCUGCUCAGCCGUAUAAUGCAGAGUUUUACUACGACACUCCAAACCCCAUUCGCACACUGAAGAACAAUUAUUCCUACAUCUUGCAGUGGACACAGAAAGAGCCCGGCGCUGUGGACAAAAUCACUGGUUACUGGAUCAAUGUCCAACAGAACCGACAGACAAUUUUGUCCAAACAGAUCACCACUAAGGAGCCGGUGAAAGGUGUUCUCAUGUCCUACACGCUGACAGACUUGCGUAUUCCCCUGUCGUAUGAGGUCAGCCUCACUCCCAUAACCAGCUACGGCACUGGAAACACGGUCACGCGCACCAUCCAGUACUCAGAGCCCUACACUUACCCAAGACCUUCAGAUCAAGUGUGUGGGUUUGAGGACAUUAGGAUAUGUGGGUUCACUCAAGACCGCAGCGAUAUGUUUGACUGGACCAGACAGAACCAUCUCAACCAGAACCCCAAAAGGUCGGUUAAUACAGGGCCGGAUACAGACAGGAGUGGGACAAAAGAAGGUUACUACAUGUACAUUGAGACGUCGCGGCCGCGCCAGGCUGGGGAUAGAGCGCGUCUCCUCUCUCCAUUGUAUAACGUUCCGGCAGCCCGAGGACCAACGGGGACCACCAGAACCCCCUACUGUGUCUCUUUUUACUACCACAUGAAUGGAAAACAUAUUGGAACACUCAAUGUUCUCAUGAGGGUGAAGAGCAUCGCCACUGUGGAUUCUGCCUUCUGGUCUCUCUCCGGACACCAGGGGCCCAAAUGGAGGAAGGCGGAUGCUGAGAUCUAUCCGAGCGGACCCUUCCAGGUGGUGUUCGAAGGUAUCCGUGGAAACGGCUUUGAGGGAGACAUCGCUAUCGAUGACGUUUCUGUUUCCAAGGGGAAAUGCAAACAAAAGGAUAGCGUGGACAAAACAGUUCUGUCUGGGACACACCAGAGUCUUCAUCUUCUUCCUGUGAUCGUCCAGCUGCUCUACACCAUCUCUCUGACAUUCCUUCUCAGAUGAUACAGAUAGCCCUCAGCACACACACCGCCAGUGUAGGACGGCCCCUACGGCAGCAAUAAGAACUGCCCCAAAACAUGACCACCCUUCCUGCUACUGCGUCCUCCAUUUCCUCCCGUUUCUCAUUCCCUGUGUCCUGGCUGCACACUUCCUCUUACCAUCCAAGUCUACGGUUUCUUUAGUUUCUUGUCAUCUUUGUGGUCACUUGUUAAGCUUAUAACUGCCAACUGGCACCUUUUUUUAUGUUUUAUGUAAGUGUUAAUUUUAUACAUUUCUGUCCAUAUAUCUUGACAUCUUCAUCACAGGCACCCGUGUAUGUAUCUGACACACCAAAGUGUCAACUAUAACCAAAGAUGACGGAGGGCUUACAGGAUGAACAGACGGCUGAAAGAGCAACAAGGACGUCCUUUCCCUAAAUCAACUACUCUUUCCACACAGUUCAAGUGCACGGAGAUGUGAUUUUCUUAAGAUACUAAGAUUGCAAGGAAUAACUUGAGCCGGAAAGGAUGAGUAAAACAGGUGGUCAUGAAGUUACUGAUGACCUGAAUGGACCUGUACAUGCACGUGUACAUUGGAAAAUAUAAAGCUGCAGAAAGGACAAACAGACUCCAACUGCAACUUCUAGGACUGUGACAAUGUGAAAAUAAAGAAGCACAAAUUUAUAUCUUUUUUUAUUUUGGUUCCUUUACUUGGUAUCCCAUCAGUCUGGGUUUGUUGUACACUUCUUGUCCUUUUGCUUUCUUUACCAGAAACAGUGUGCCACUGCUGCAUUGCCGUUCAGUUCGUUAGAUUCCAAAAACGACAAAAUCUUCACAAUGUGAACUUUUGACCAGAAGAGCAUCAGUUACCUCACCCUCAAUCUACAAGAACCAUAAAGCACCUGGACAACUUAUAUGAACUGUCACUUUUAGCUUCAAUAAAACUGCCGGAAGAGUGUUGACUCACUUGGUCAGUCAUUCUCGUUCAGCAAUAGGACCGUACCUCUGACUACAAUGAAUAUUAUUUUGGCACAGACUCCAACAGAUGAACGACUCUAGACAGACAAACUCCACUCUUUGCUUUGGUGAUCAAGAAUGUCAUUUUGUAUAGUGUUAGAGAGAAAUCGCAUGUGCGUGCAAGCUCUUCAAGGGGACUUUUUUUUUUUUUGGAAGUUUUGAGAUGGCAAAGAAACAGUGUUGACAUCAAAAGUUGACCUUUUUCCUCAUUAAAGCAUCCUAUAGUAUUGCUGCAUUCCAUUUACAUUGGAAAGUUGGAAUUUCCAGCUUUCUACUUGGAAAAUUACAAUAGCAUGCCACUUGAAGUCACUUGAAGUCAGGUGAGAUGCACUUUUAAGCAAAUUAAACACACCAAUAAGUCAAAGUUCUUAGAUUAAACUAUGAUAAAAAACGUUUAGCAAAUGUCUGCAGAUAAGUGAUCCUCUAAGAUGAUAAUCAUAGACCUGCAUAACAAAUGCUAGUACUGUGCUAGUGCUAGUAAUGCUCAAAUUUGGCUGCUAGGGACUUCUUUGUUGACAAUCAAGAUCUGUACAGCAAACAGUAGCAUUGCCAUUUAAGUUUUUGUAAUAUAUAUAUUCUUCCAAACUUUAGAGAGGAGAACACCUUCAUGCUUUGAAGUCAGAGAUACCAAGUAGGAAUAUCCCACAUUUGACUUGUAAUGGAACGCAGCAUAAAUCACAGAUGCCAGUGGUUUAAGAUUCAGAUGCAAUAUAUUAUGAUUGAUUUUACUUUCAAAAGAUAUGAAAAUGUACGCUAUCCUCACUGGAACUUGUUUAAAAAAAAUUGUCACAUCAAGUUAAAUAACAUUUAAGCACAUGGUUAGAGUUCAGUAGCAAUAUGUGAUUGUCUGAUGUGUAAGCAAACCAGGACUGUGUGUGUUUGAUCCUGAAAGCUCAAGUAUGUUUCAUCACAUCUGUCAUCACUGCAAGGGAAGGGCAGGCACAGAAGAAUAAGAGCAUAUGACAAAAAAAAAAAAGGGAACCAUUUGUGCCUCUUUUUGAGUGUCCUUUAUCAGAUUUGCUUAUGCUUCGAUGUUAUGGUGCAAUCGUGUAUACAGUAUAUAUUUAAAUUGCUUUGCUCUAGUAUUACUCAUACUCGUAGUUCCAUCCACAGUGGAGCUUUAAGGUAAGUCAGUUUACAAACAUAAAAUGCUCAAAAUGAUUUUCCAGCGUGUAAUAUUUGCUCACACUCAUAUUUAACCAGUUCAUAUUUAUCCUAAUGUGAAUUACAUCUGUCGCUGUUGAAGAGAUUAUCAUAGACUCGCUCCUCAGGUAAUUCCAUGGGUAACAGGGACAGGGCCUGGAGUAAUUCAACCCCAGUCCAGGUUCUCCUAAAGUUAAAGACACUCCCGCGGCUGUAAUACUGUUCCUCAUGUUUGAUACCGUAAACGCUCUGAACUCUUGCACAAUGCCUUCACUACAUGUCAUGUAUAAUCAGAUAUCGUUUAUUAUCCAUGCUAAGAUUAGUAGGACCUACUACAGGACACAAGUGAUUCGAUUUAAUGAAAGAGGGAAAAUUUUACUUUGCGGGAUAGCAUGCGUUGAACAUUACGUAUUCCAAAUGUUUCCUUUUGUUGCUUUUAGAUAUUCCUACCUGUGCUUGGUGACAUCUCAAUAUUACCUAAAAGCCAUCAUCCUCGACUGUGACUGUUUGUGUUAUUCUUCGUUUUUUUUUUUUUUUAUUCAAAUCAUAUCUCAUUGUUUCAUUAAAAUGGAUCUGGUGUAAAACUGCAUUUACAAGUAUGGUUUGAGGGCAAAGGCGGGAUCUAAAUACUGUGCAAUAUUUGAUAUUGAUGAUGUUUUAUCAUGCAAUUCAGUGUUGAUUUGUAAUAAGCUCAAAUAACACAGAGAGUGCACCAUCACCCUGAUGAUGAGCAGAUGAAUGUGAAUGUGAAUGUGAAUUAGAAUGUGAAAUCUUACUGGCCAGGAUUCUUUGAAUUGUAAAUGUGCAAAAUUAGUGGAAUGGAUUUAAAUAUGGCAUGAUGUGUUAAAUGGAGAUGGAGGUGCUUUACUUAAUAAUAUCAGCAUAGUAAAAUUAGCCAAAAUAUAUAAUACAGACGUGCCAGGGAUAUGUAGACAUUGCUGAAUGAUAGCUGGAAAUUCCAUGCUUAAAACAACAGAGCAUAUGAAGUUUGAAUGCAUCUUUAUGAAUGUUAUUUUUGUUCUAAAAUGUUUGACAUUUUGAAACAUUCUAAAAUUUUUCAUCCUUAAAUAUUAUGUGGUUUGGUUAUUUUCCUUGUGUUCCUGUAGCUCAAGUGGUAGAGCUUUGUCUUAUCAAGCGCAAGGUUGGGGGUUUUGAAGUAAUGGUGAAAGUUCACUAUGGAUCUUACUGCCCAAUGCACUUCUAACUAUAAUUACUGCGUUAUGCUUUAUCUAUUGAGAGUACAUGGGUGAACAUUCAGGUCAUUUCAUUCUAAAAUAAGGAGAAAAUUUGCGUACAGAUAAUUACAUCUGUUUUAGAUUUUUAGAGGUUUUUUUUUUUUUUACUAGAACGUUUUGGACAGAUUGUUUUGUUAUUGAUUCACCUGUGCAUUUAAUAAAAUAUAUCAGCAACUCCCUUGACCAAACCUGAAGAUCCAUCUGUUAAAAUCACCAAACCACUCACAAAACCAAUCCCUUCACUGCUGAAGAAUGUUGGGGUGUUGAGUUGAUCAUUAGUGGGCAGCACAGCUCUGAUUGGCUGUUCUGCCGUAUGCAAAGUCUUCAGACGAGCGAGAAAAAAAUCAUUUUUUUUUUUUUUUUGUAUACUGUUUGUUUAUAGAUAUACCGGUGCACAAGUGAGAGAGCAACUUGUAGUGCUGGAUGUUAUAUAUUCUCUGUCAUGUAAUGAACUAUUUUAGAGGAAAAAUAUAUUUGAAAUAUGACUCCGAGAUGUAUAAAUAAAUAACCAUGAAAUACC